Messenger RNA from Drosophila navojoa, 1538 nucleotides. RefSeq names its product neutral amino acid uniporter 4. The record is from RefSeq and is a predicted model, not a curated record. Gene Ontology annotation, molecular function: L-amino acid transmembrane transporter activity. NCBI's taxonomy places the organism in Eukaryota, Metazoa, Arthropoda, Insecta, Diptera, Drosophilidae. Gene Ontology annotation, cellular component: vacuolar membrane. Gene Ontology annotation, biological process: amino acid transmembrane transport.
AGGCCGAUGCAGGCGCUUGCCCUUAAGUGCAAGAAGAAAGUGUAUAACACCGAAAAGGUGAUCGAAGCUGGCAAUAUGGGCAAAACAUUAGAAAUAACCAAGCCGGAACAACAACAGCAGCAGCAGCAGCAUCAAAAUUCCACUAAGGGUGGAGAAAAGGAUCUGGAGAGCACAAUUGUUAAGCGUCGCCAUGCCACAAGCAAUCUGGAGGCGGCCACACAUCUCUUCAAGGGCAGCGUCGGCGCCGGCCUCUUCGCCAUGGGCGACUGCUUUAAAAAUGGCGGUCUCAUUGGCUCCACUUUGAUGCUGCCCAUAAUUGCGAUCAUGUGCGUCCACUGCGAACGACUGCUUAUACGCGGCUCCCUCCUGGCCGUCGCCCAAACGCCGGGCGCCACCUUCUAUGAUUAUCCAGAGACGGUGGAGAAGUGCUUCGAGUACGGACCGCGACCGUUGCGCCGCAUGUCGCGCGCCAUGAAGCUGAUUGUCGAAAUGUUUCUCUGUGUGACGCAAUUCGGUUUCUGUGCCAUCUACUUUGUGUUCAUCACGGAGAAUCUCUACCAGGUGAUGCAACAGAAUGGCAUAGACAUCAGCAUGAGUUUGGUCAUGCUAAUCACUCUGCUGCCCGCAAUGAUUCCAUCGCUGAUGACAAAUCUGAAAUAUAUCUCACCAGUGUCGCUGCUGGCCAAUUGCGCGCUGCUCUUUGGCUUGAUUGCCACGCUAUCGAUCGCCUUCACCAGCGGCCCGAUGCCCCCCGUAAGGGAGCGCAACUAUUUCACUGGCGGCAGCCAGCUGGCUCUAUUCUUUGGCACCGCCCUCUUCUCGUACGAGGGCAUCGCCCUGAUCCUGCCGUUGCGCAAUUCGAUGCGCGAACCGGAAAAGUUCGACAGUCGCUUCGGUGUGCUCAAUGUGACGAUGCUGCUGAUCACAUCGAUCUUCAUCUUCACGGGCUUCGUUAGCUAUGUGCGCUGGGGCGAAGAUGUUGCGGGCAGCAUCACGCUCAAUCUGGAUGUGGAGGAUGUCAUGUCACAGGUGGUCAAAAUGGUGGCCGCCUUGGGCGUCUUCUUCGGCUAUCCCAUACAAUUCUUCGUCAUGAUGAAGAUCCUGUGGCCCCCUGUCAAGCGCAACAAUAGCUGCGCCCAAAAGUAUCCAAUCACCAUGCAGGUGGCGCUACGUUUCAUCAUGAUCAUGAUGACCUUCUGUGUCGCCCUGGUUGUACCCCAAUUGAAUCUAUUUAUAUCUCUAAUCGGUGCUUUAUGCUCAACAUCGUUGGCAUUUGUCAUACCCAUCAUCAUAGACUUUGUCACCCGCACCCAGGUGCCAAAGGGACUGGGCACCUGGAUCUACUUCAAGAAUAUCGCCAUCCUGACCAUUGCCAUAUUGGGCAUUGUCACUGGCACCUAUCAGAGCGUCGUUGAGAUUAUUAGAGAGUUUCAAUAGGUCAACUCGAUGGUUGGCUAAUUGCUUGCCAAGUAUUUUGUAAAUAUGCAGUAAUCGUGUGUUAAUAUCUUAUAAUGUUUAAAUGUCCUCGUUACUUUUAA